Molecule: messenger RNA, 1803 nt
Organism: Penicillium maclennaniae
Lineage: Eukaryota; Fungi; Ascomycota; Eurotiomycetes; Eurotiales; Aspergillaceae
Product: ESCRT-II subunit protein VPS36
Exons: 3
Coding region: 1-1803 (600 amino acids)
Biological process (GO): protein transport to vacuole involved in ubiquitin-dependent protein catabolic process via the multivesicular body sorting pathway
Cellular component (GO): ESCRT II complex; late endosome membrane
Molecular function (GO): ubiquitin binding; phosphatidylinositol-3-phosphate binding
Source: RefSeq, a predicted model, not a curated record
AUGUUUUUCAAGUCUCUUGACCUAACGACUGCAUUGCGGCCUUUACUGUUGCCUGACGAGACUCUUCUCUUUGUCCAGGAUGCGGUGGGCUUGUAUGAAGGGAAAUACAAGAUCCCCAGUUACCAAAAUGGCCAUGCAUACUUGACGUCGCAUCGCGUAUGCUAUGUGGCCGCGGAAGAUCCGCGCAAACAUUCCGUGGGGAUCGACCUGAAGGAGAUCGAUCGAGCAGAUUAUCAGGCUGGCUUCUUGAAAUCAUCGCCGAAGAUCACAAUAUAUCCCAAGCCGCAGAAGAGCAAGGACAAUUUGCGGAGCGUAAAUGGCAGUCCUGCUGUAUCGCAGACCAGCCUACGACCGGUGAAGCCGCUCUCCCCGCAUCCUCAAUCCGUCGGGCCACAUCCAACAUCUUCUCCGAAACCAAUCAACGCGACAUGGAUUUGUCCUAUUUGCUCAUUCUCUAACCCAUUGCCCUCAAACUUUGACACUACGACAGCUACUCCGGCAGUUAAUUUACCACCAUGUCUGGCCUGCGGUAUCAAACCACCAUUCACGACUGUCCUCAAAGCGGCGAUUAGCGCGGCCGCCGGUUCCGCUGGUCGAGAUCCGCUUUUACCCAGCUCGGACUCAUUGCAGGUCGAAGAUAGCGCCAUCACGAGAAAUGCAAGCUGGACCGAUCCUGCAGGAAGUGAAUCUGUGUCGUGCCAUCGUUGCACAUUCGUGAACCACUCAUCUCUCAUCGAAUGUGAGAUGUGCGGCGCACCGCUUGUAUCGGCCCCGACGUCAAAUAGUGAAGUCAAUGCGAGUCGCUCAGAUUCUCCAGCUCCAUUCUUCGAUCAAACGCGCAUCGCCAAUACGGAAGUGACGGAGAGCAUCAAGCUUUCAUUUCGAGCCGGCGGAGAGAAAAUAUUCCACGAGAGACUGAAGGGGGCCCUCAUUCAGCGGAAAUGGCUCCUACAAAAUGCGCCACCAGUACCUCCACCCUCGCAAACAUCAUCAAGUACACCGACUAGUACAGCCGUAGAAAGUCCUCAGCCAGCCUCACGUACCGCUGUGGGUAUUGCAGGCUUAGAGCAAAGGGGACUAGAAGCUCGCAUGAACAAUCAGCUGGUGAUAGGCAAUGCCUUUGAGGAUCUCGAGGCGCUCAUGGCGUCUGCAAAACAGAUCGUGGCACUCGCAGAGACUCUUGCCAGGGAGUCUGGAAUGGCGAGCAACGAGGGUUCUGCAGAGACCAACGCAGUACUAUCAGAAUCCGUAGCUGCCUUGGGAAUGGUGACUACCAAGGAUAUGCUUAGCUCAGGAUCAGAGAACCUCUAUCUAUCAGAGUUGUCACGCAACCUCGCCGAAUACCUAACAGACGACCGCAAGGGAUUUUUGCAACGGGAGGGCGGCAUUAUGAGUUUGAUUGACUUAUGGGCGGUAUUCAACCGAUCCCGCAACGGAGUAGAACUCGUCAGUCCCUCCGACUUUGAACGGGCAGCUGAGUUGUGGGAAAAGCUCAAAUUACCAGUUCGGUUGCGUCGGUUCAAGAGUGGUCUACUUGUGGUGCAGAGAUUCGAUUGGAGCGACGACAAGACUGUACGUCAACUUCUGGAAUGGAUGGAUGAACUACGAGUCGUACCACCCGAGGAGCCGGUUCAAUGGGACUGGAGGGAAUUUGGUCGGGCCGUGACAGCGCAGGAGGCGGCGCAGCGCUUCAAAUGGAGUGUCGGUGUGGCUACUGAAGAACUCGAGAUGGCUGAAGACCGGGGGGUCCUGUGUCGCGAAGAAGGGAUAGAGGGUCUCCGAUUCUGGAGCAAUCGAUUAUAG